Orcinus orca (killer whale) is the source of this 8027-nucleotide messenger RNA. It is a transcript of the gene RERE, whose product is annotated as arginine-glutamic acid dipeptide repeats. Gene Ontology annotation, cellular component: nucleus. Gene Ontology annotation, biological process: regulation of DNA-templated transcription. The coding region runs from base 702 to 5342 and encodes 1546 amino acids. Lineage: Eukaryota; Metazoa; Chordata; Mammalia; Artiodactyla; Delphinidae. The transcript is spliced from 24 exons. The record is from RefSeq and is a predicted model, not a curated record. Gene Ontology annotation, molecular function: sequence-specific DNA binding; transcription corepressor activity; chromatin binding.
CGGCCACCAUAGCCGAGGCGCCGCCGCUCCUACAAACGCUCGCGAGCCGUUCCCCGCGCUCGUAGCCUCCUCUUCCUCCCGCACGCCCGAAACGCUCGCCCGGCUCGGGUCUCGCCCCCGCCUCCGCGCUUCUCUCCCCUCGCUCGUCUCCCACAUUGUCUCUGCCUCGUUUUCUCUCCUACUUGAGGGGGAAAAAAAAAUACACCAUCAUCCUCCGGGAGCCCCCUCGCCCUCAGAAAAACAAAACCAGACAUGAGCCUUGGCUCCCGUUCCUGAAGGACUGGCCGAGCGCGGAGCCUGGUGGAGCCCGCACGAAAGGUCACGGGAGAGAAGCCCACGCAGCCCCCGGCUCUGUCCCCGCGGCCGGCCAGCCCUCGGCCCGAGCCCGGCGGCCCCAGCCCCGCGGGCCUCCCGCCCCGUCCCCCCACUUUCCCAGGAGCCGUUCGAACACACCUCCGUUGAUGGUGUAGCGCGUUCGGGGGAGUUGCAGAGAAGAAGCUGGCACUGAAUCCUGCCCGGCUGAACCUCCCACACAGGCUCUGUCAGCCAGCCAGCAGCAUUUUUGAAACGUUGGGGUUGUUGGAGUGGUCGGAUUUUCCCUGGAAUUGAGUGAGAAAUUCAGAAGACUGAAGCCCAGGCUUACUGUCUACCUUUCACGGAGGCCCAGCCGUGAGAGGACAGAAGAAGGCACGUGGCGAAUCAUGACAGCUGAUAAAGACAAAGACAAAGACAAAGAGAAGGACCGGGACCGAGAUCGGGACCGAGAGAGAGAGAAGAGAGACAAGGCGCGAGAGAGUGAGAAUUCAAGGCCACGCAGGAGCUGUACCUUGGAAGGAGGAGCCAAAAAUUAUGCUGAGAGUGACCACAGUGAAGAUGAGGACAAUGACAAUGGUGCCACCACGGAGGAGUCCACGAAGAAGACCAAGAAGAAGCCCCCGAAAAAAAAGUCUCGUUACGAAAGGACGGACACCGGGGAGAUAACGUCUUACAUCACGGAGGAUGAUGUCGUCUACAGACCAGGAGACUGUGUGUAUAUCGAGAGUCGGAGGCCAAACACACCGUAUUUCAUCUGUAGCAUCCAAGACUUCAAACUGGUCCACAACUCCCAGGCCUGUUGCAGAUCUCCACCUCCUGCUUUGUGCGACCCCCCAGCAUGCUCUCUGCCGGUGGCAGCACAGCCGCCACAGCAUCUUUCUGAAGCCGGGAGAGGGCCUGUAGGGAGUAAGAGGGACCACCUACUCAUGAACGUCAAAUGGUACUACCGUCAAUCUGAAGUUCCAGAUUCUGUGUAUCAGCAUUUGGUUCAGGAUCGACAUAAUGAAAAUGACUCUGGAAGAGAACUUGUCAUAACAGACCCAGUUAUCAAGAACCGAGAGCUCUUCAUUUCUGACUACGUUGACACUUACCACGCUGCUGCCCUUAGAGGGAAGUGCAACAUCUCCCAUUUUUCUGACAUAUUUGCUGCUAGAGAGUUUAAAGCCCGAGUGGAUUCAUUUUUCUACAUAUUAGGCUACAACCCUGAGACGAGGAGGCUGAACAGUACCCAGGGAGAAAUUCGUGUUGGUCCUAGCCAUCAGGCCAAACUUCCCGAUUUGCAACCAUUCCCUUCUCCCGAUGGUGACACUGUGACCCAACAUGAGGAACUGGUCUGGAUGCCUGGAGUUAAUGACUGUGACCUCCUUAUGUACUUGAGGGCAGCAAGGAGCAUGGCGGCCUUUGCAGGGAUGUGUGACGGAGGCUCCACGGAAGAUGGCUGCAUUGCGGCCUCGCGGGAUGACACCACCCUCAACGCACUGAACACACUCCAUGAAAGCGGUUAUGAUGCUGGCAAAGCCCUGCAGCGCCUGGUAAAGAAGCCUGUGCCCAAGCUGAUCGAGAAGAGCUGGACUGAGGACGAAGUGAAACGCUUCGUUAAGGGGCUCAGGCAGUACGGCAAGAACUUCUUCCGAAUUCGAAAGGAGCUGCUUCCCAAUAAGGAAACAGGAGAGCUGAUCACCUUCUAUUACUACUGGAAGAAAACCCCGGAAGCAGCCAGCUCCCGGGCGCACCGCAGGCACCGCAGGCAGGCCGUGUUCAGGAGGAUUAAGACCCGCACUGCAUCCACGCCCGUCAACACGCCCUCCAGACCCCCGUCCAGUGAAUUCUUGGACCUGAGUUCAGCCAGUGAGGAUGACUUCGACAGUGAGGACAGCGAGCAGGAGCUGAAGGGCUACGCCUGCCGCCACUGCUUCAGCACCACCUCCAAAGACUGGCACCACGGGGGCCGGGAGAACAUCCUGCUCUGUACAGACUGCCGCAUUCACUUCAAGAAAUACGGCGAGCUCCCCCCCAUUGAGAAGCCCGUGGACCCCCCACCAUUUAUGUUCAAACCUGUGAAAGAGGAAGACGAUGGGCCCAGUGGGAAACAUAGCAUGAGGACACGACGGAGUCGUGGCUCGAUGUCUACACUGCGCAGUGGUCGGAAGAAGCAGCCAGCCAGCCCUGAUGGUCGCGCCUCGCCCAUCAAUGAAGACAUCCGCUCCAGCGGCCGGAACUCCCCCAGCGCUGCCAGCACCUCCAGCAAUGACAGUAAAGCAGAGACGGUGAAGAAGUCGGCCAAGAAGGUGAAGGAGGAAGCCUCGUCCCCUCUCAAGAGCACCAAGCGCCAGCGGGAGAAGGUGGCCUCUGAUACGGAUGAGGCCGACAGGACCAGCUCCAAGAAGACGAAGACCCAGGAGAUCAGCCGGCCCAACUCGCCGUCCGAAGGCGAGGGAGAGAGCUCAGAUAGCCGCAGCGUCAACGAUGAGGGCAGCAGUGACCCCAAAGACAUCGACCAGGACAAUCGUAGCACGUCCCCCAGCAUCCCCAGCCCCCAGGACAACGAAAGCGACUCCGACUCCUCGGCCCAGCAGCAGAUGCUGCAGGCCCAGCCCCCGGCCUUACAGGCUCCCAGUGGGGCCGCUCCAGCUCCCUCGUCGGCCGUGCCGGGGACCGCCCAGCCGCCCACGCCAGGGCCCACGCCCGCCACCACCGCCCCGUCACAGGGCUCCCCGCCGACCUCCCAGCCCCCCACCCAGCCACAGGCGCCCUCAGCUCCCGCUCCCCACGCCCAUGUCCAGCAGGCACCUGCCCUGCACCCACAGCGGCUGCCCUCACCGCACCCCCCACUGCAGCCGCUGACCGGGCCGGCCGGCGCCACCCCGGGCCCGCCCCACCCCCAGCCCCCCCUGCACGGUCAGGGCCCGCCCGGCCCUCACGGCCUCCAGGCCGGGCCGCUGCUGCAGCACCCAGGCCCCCCGCAGCCCUUCGGCCUCCCUCCGCAGGCCUCCCAGGCGGUGGCCCACCCUCACGCCUCCCUGCAGCCGCCCGCCUCUCAGUCGGCGUUGCAGCCCCCGCAGCCCCCUCGGGAGCAGCCCCUGCCACCUGCGCCCUUGGCCAUGCCCCACAUCAAGCCCCCGCCCACCACACCCAUCCCCCAGCUGCCGGCGCCCCAGGCCCACAAGCACCCGCCUCACCUCUCGGGGCCCUCGCCCUUCUCCAUGAACGCCAACCUCCCGCCCCCUCCGGCCCUGAAGCCCCUGAGCUCCCUGUCCACGCACCACCCGCCCUCGGCCCACCCCCCUCCCCUACAGCUCAUGCCCCAGAGCCAGCCUCUGCCCUCCUCCCCCGCCCAGCCCCCUGUGCUGACCCAGAGCCAGAGCCUGGCCCCUGCCUCCCACCCCCCCGCGGGCCUCCACCAGGUGCCCCCCCAGCCCCCGUUCGCCCAGCACCCCUUUGCCCCCGCGGCCCCUCCUCCCAUCACCCCUCCGACUUGCCCCUCCACCUCCACCCCCCCAGCGGGUCCUGGCCCCUCGGCCCAGCCGCCCUGCUCUGCCCCUGUCGCUGCGGGAGGCAGCGUAGCUGGGGGGGCAGCCUGCCCGCUCCCCACCGUCCAGGUCAAGGAAGAGGCCCUGGACGAAGCUGAGGAGCCCGAGAGCCCCCCUCCCCCGCCUCGGAGCCCGUCCCCUGAGCCCACUGUGGUGGACACCCCCAGCCACGCCAGCCAGUCUGCCAGGUUCUACAAACACCUGGACCGGGGUUACAACUCAUGUGCGCGGACAGACCUGUAUUUCAUGCCUCUGGCGGGGUCCAAGCUGGCCAAGAAGAGGGAGGAGGCCAUCGAGAAGGCCAAACGGGAGGCUGAGCAGAAGGCGCGAGAGGAGCGGGAGCGGGAGAAGGAGAAAGAGAAGGAGCGCGAGCGGGAGCGCGAGCGGGAGCGCGAGGCGGAGCGGGCGGCCCAGAAGGCUUCCAGCUCUGCACAUGAAGGCCGCCUCGGCGACCCCCAGCUCGGUGGUCCCGGCCACAUGCGGCCCUCCUUCGAGCCCCCGCCCACCACCAUCGCGGCCGUUCCUCCGUAUAUCGGGCCCGACACACCGGCCCUCCGGACUCUGAGCGAGUACGCCCGGCCCCACGUCAUGUCGCCCACCAACCGUAACCACCCGUUCUACGUGCCCCUCAACCCCACCGACCCGCUGCUGGCCUACCACAUGCCCGGCCUCUACAACGUCGACCCCACCAUCCGCGAGCGGGAGCUCCGGGAGCGCGAGAUCCGGGAGCGUGAGAUCCGGGAGCGCGAGCUGCGGGAGCGGAUGAAGCCGGGUUUCGAGGUGAAGCCCCCAGAGCUGGACCCCCUGCACCCGGCCGCCAACCCCAUGGAGCACUUCGCCCGGCACGGCGCCCUCACCAUCCCCCCCGCCGCCGGCCCCCACCCUUUCGCGUCUUUCCACCCUGGCCUGAACCCCUUGGAGAGGGAGAGACUGGCCCUGGCAGGCCCCCAGCUGCGGCCCGAAAUGAGCUACCCGGACAGACUGGCGGCCGAGCGCAUUCACGCCGAGCGCAUGGCCUCACUGACCAGCGACCCCCUGGCGCGGCUGCAGAUGUUCAACGUGACCCCGCACCACCACCAGCACUCCCACAUCCACUCGCACCUCCACCUCCACCAGCAGGACCCUCUCCACCAAGGUUCAGCAGGCCCAGUUCACCCGCUGGUUGACCCCCUGACUGCUGGCCCGCACCUGGCUCGCUUUCCCUAUCCCCCUGGCACCCUCCCCAGCCCUCUGCUUGGACAGCCCCCCCAUGAGCACGAGAUGCUUCGCCAUCCAGUUUUUGGCACCCCCUACCCCCGAGACCUGCCUGGGGCCAUCCCACCCCCCAUGUCGGCGGCCCACCAGCUGCAGGCCAUGCACGCCCAGUCGGCGGAGCUGCAGAGACUGGCCAUGGAGCAGCAGUGGCUGCACGGACACCCGCACAUGCAUGGUGGCCACCUCCCGAGUCAGGAAGAUUAUUACAGUCGACUGAAGAAGGAAGGUGACAAGCAGUUAUAAGUUAUUUAUUUGUUAACGCUGGCUGUGGAAACCCCAAUUCUUGGGGGAGAAACAGGACUUUUUACAUACAAUAGGAGCUGCAAAAGCAAAAAGAAUAUCUUCUAAAGAUUUCUUUAUAUAUUUAAAAACCCCACAACUAAAAACGUCUCAGCAUACUAGUGUUCGUUUGUAGAGAGGAUUCCUUGAGACUGGCUUGGGUCUCCCUGCAUGACAGUCCCCCAGAAACCUAGUGAGGCCUGGACUGGGCUGAACAUUCAGAAAACUCCCCUGCAAUCUUGGGGUUUGGCUUUAGUUUUCUUUUCCUUCCUUGAUUUCUUCAGUAGGUGCUAGAACCAGUUCACACCCUUCACUGUGCGUGCAGACACACUCAGUUGCGUGUGUUCCAAAACCCACAAGGUUUGCAGAUAGGCAGCGUAUGAGUUUGGAAUCCAAGAGCUGUAAUUUUUAAAAAAUCUUUUAUUUUAAUACAUUGUAGGAAAUCUUCAUAAUUUGAGGAAGUUCUGCGCAUGGCUUUUUACGUCUGUAAAUAAAUAAUUUUAGAACAGCCUUUUUUUUCUUCCAUAAACUACUAUUCUGAUCUAUUUUUUCCAGCCAUGUCACUAAUUGUGAAUUCCUACCAGCUGUUGACAGAAUACAGAGUUGAUUUUUUAAUAAAAAGUUAUAUAUAAUUAUCCCUUUAAUUAAAGGGAACAGAUGGGCGUUACUAGUUACAAACGGGCAAAAGCUUGGGACUAGGUUUGGGCGCAGCAGGGAGCAGCCAGGGGUUUGCAGGGACAGUGUUACAAACCGUUUCUUUGUUGUGCUGCUUUGGUUUUCACUUCUGUCUGUUCCCAGCCUGUGCUUUGCCAGCGGUGCAGACAUCUGUUAGCUUGAACCUCUCAUCUUGCACCAGGAGCGCAGGAGUUAAAUGUCCCCCAUGCUGUCUCUGAGGGAUCGAAAGCACAUGUUUCUGUGUGUCAGAUUGUAGAUUUCCUUAUAGAUUUCUCUGCACACGCAUUUGAUUGUUCUGAAUGAACUGCCUUUUUUAAUAUUAACUUGGACAAUUUCAUAAACAAACAUUCUAGAAAAUCCAAGAAAACGAUUCCCUGCGAGUCACUCAGCACAUAUGCUUGCCAAAGGGAUCUGUUAGAAAUCUGCUUUGUCGUGCGUGUCGUCGUCUGGAUCUUCUUGUGGUGAGGCCAGGCCAUCCUUGUCACGGCCCGAGGCUGCUUUGGAGUGAGGGAGAUCCCGGAGUUGGUCCGGCUGCGAGUGGCGGCCUGUGUGUUACCCCAGGAACAGGGACCCACGUCGGACAGAGAGACACUUGGCGUCCCGCUCUUCCUCCCGGAAGCAGGACGGGGGUCACAGCCGUGGACGUGGAGUGAGAGGCAGCUCCACCUGGGGGCAGGUGGCCCAUAGAGCCCGCCUCGGCUUUCUGAGUUGCCCACGUGCUGCACUUUCUCCAGAGCAGAGGGUGGGGAAGUUGGAAGGACAUUCUGCACCUGUUGAUCACGCUUUCUGCCAGGACGUGACCUUUUCUGUUCCUCUUCUCUCAGCCUCUCGGGGGCUCUUUCUGCCGUGGUGCGCGGAGUUCCCGCCUGGGGGUCAGUGGACGUGGAGCGCGUCCAGGACCGGAGCCACAGAGGGGGCGGGUCGAGAGGCUGGCGCUUUGACCCAGAAACCAGCAGGCGAUAGCUCAGAUUCAGGUUCCGGAUUCACACUUGCCUCAAGGGCAUUUCCAGUGUCCACUAAAGCCACGUUCGGUUUCCGUUGGGACAGAUAGAGGAUGGUUUUGUCUGUUGAAAAUGUUCGUAGGUUUUUUCUUUCGUUUUCUCUCAUUCCAUUUCUGCCUUAACUUUAGCUCCUUGAGGGGAGGCAAGCUCAGAUGAACACUGUCAUCGCUUGACUGGCCGCGUUGGCCAGGGGCGUUUGUGUCCCCGGGGCUAGUGACGUGCCACCAGGGCGGCUCCGCUCUGCGGCCUCUACGCCUCUGAGCCGGGCCCCUUCCUGCUGGACUCGGGCGCUCCUGCUGCCCCGGCUCCCGCACGGAAGCCCCCGCCUGCUUUUCUCCCUUUGGGUGGAACGCAACGCCUCCCGCCCAGUUAUCCUCCUUUCUCUCCUCUCUCUCCUCUCUCUCUCUCUCUCUCCCUCUCUCUCUCUCUCUCUCUCUCUCGUCCAUUUCCAAAGAAGACAGAGAGUUGAAGUACUUGGAAGUCUGUACUUGAAAACUGUCUGAAGGCGUUUCCUCCUUAGGUUUUGGUUUUCUCCCCACGUCCCCAGGUGAAGCACUGAGAUUCUUCCAUUUAAAAACCCACAACCCGAAAUCCUCACCUGGUCAACUGCAGCGUGUGUCGGAGGCCCCAGACCUUCACGGUGUCUUUGAAGCCCGACCCCUUGGUCUCCUUUUGGGUUUCCUCCCUUUGUUUGGAGUUGUUUUGCUUUUCCGUGUUUUAUGUGUAUCUUGUUCACUGUCGUCGGGUUGAGCUUCACUUCGCUGCUGCAGCAGCAGAGCGGAGUGUACAUUCUGAUUUGCUACGUUUAUAUAUAUCUUGAAGCUAAAUGUAUAUAUGAGUAGUUUGCCAUGAGAUAACACAGUGUAAACAGAGUAGACACCCAGAAAUUGUGACUUCUGUGUUCUCUCCAUUUGAGUAUUUUGUAAUUUUUUUGAAAUAUUUGUGGACAUAAAUAAAAACAAGCUACACUACA